AUGGCAAAUCAUGGGUUAAUUCAUGGAGAUUUCAAUGAAUUCAAUCUCAUUUUGGAUAAAGAUGACCACAUCACCAUGAUUGAUUUUCCACAAACGGUUUCAACUUCUCAUCCUGACGCUGAAUGGUAUUUUGACAGAGAGUUUAAAUGCAUUAGAGAUUUCAUGAAACGUUUCAGCUAUGAAAGUGAACUUUAUCCAAUGUUUAGCGAUAUCAGGAGGACGGAGUCUCUUGAUGGAGAGGUCUCAGCCAGUGGCUACACAGAGGGGGUGCAGGCAGAUGCUGAACUGCUUCACCCUGUAGGUCCAGGUGAUAAAAAUGUUGCAACUGAAGAAGGAUCUGAAUUCUCAUUUUCUGAUGAAGAAAUGUCAGGAAAAGCAAAGGUUUGUAGGUCAGAAACUGGAAAUGAACAAAGCUCUCUAUGUGAGUCAGAUGGCUGCUGCCUCAGGUUAUCUAGAGACCUUAAACAAAUAAAGGAAGACAGUGUAUCAGAGGAGAGUGCUGAUAGACACAAUUUUGAAAUGACUGAAUUCAAUCAACCUUUAGAAGAAAUAAAAGGACACGUUGUUGAAAAUUCUGAAACUGAGUUUUCUGAGGAGCAAAACAGAACUGAAAAUGACACGAAGGAAGAUGGUCAGUCAGGUCAAGGGAGAAUCCCCACUGGCUCUGAGGAGUGUGAUGAUAAACACCCUCAUCUGAGUGCCUUGUCAUUAUUAAACAACGAAUUCAGGCCUUUCAGAGAUGAAGAAAAUAUGAGAGAUAUUAUUCAGUAUAGAACAAGAACUCAGUGUUACUUCUUCAGACAGUGCUGUAAGCGUUCAACAAUUCCUCUGGUUGUGAAAUGUCAGUUGAUAAAACAGCAAAAGGCAGCUGUCAGACAUCGAUUGCAGAAAGGAGAAGCAAAUAUAUUUAACAAACAAUGGAGGGAAAACAUGCAAAAUAUUAAAUCAAGCUUGGAAGCAGCUAGCUUUUGGGGAGACUAA
This is a messenger RNA of Choloepus didactylus (southern two-toed sloth), 981 nucleotides long. Its product is annotated as serine/threonine-protein kinase RIO2-like. Gene Ontology annotation, biological process: maturation of SSU-rRNA. NCBI's taxonomy places the organism in Eukaryota, Metazoa, Chordata, Mammalia, Pilosa, Megalonychidae. Gene Ontology annotation, molecular function: ATP binding; protein serine/threonine kinase activity. Gene Ontology annotation, cellular component: preribosome, small subunit precursor; cytosol; nucleus. The record is from RefSeq and is a predicted model, not a curated record.